This is a messenger RNA of Ananas comosus (pineapple), 1128 nucleotides long. Its product is annotated as probable calcium-binding protein CML10. The transcript has a single exon. The record is from RefSeq and is a predicted model, not a curated record. NCBI's taxonomy places the organism in Eukaryota, Viridiplantae, Streptophyta, Magnoliopsida, Poales, Bromeliaceae. Gene Ontology annotation, molecular function: calcium ion binding; enzyme regulator activity. The coding region runs from base 187 to 813 and encodes 208 amino acids.
UCAGCAAAUUUCCUUAAAAUAAUAAUGGAAAGGAAAACGAAGAAUUUGUAGCUAUUUUUAGCCGAUAUUCGUUUCCCCAUCGCAGCAGCAACUGCAACACCAACGAAGGAGCGCGAGAGAGGGAGAGAGAGAGAAAACCCUACCUCCCCCUCACCUCUCUCUGUUUCUCUCUUCUCCUCCGAUCCCAUGGGCAAGAUCCGAUCCCUCUUCCGUCGCCGCGCCAGCUCCAAGCCCUCUUCGCCGACGACGGCGUCGGCGUCGGCGGCGGCGGCGACGGCGAGUCCGACGUCGCCGAGAUCGCCCACGGCGACGGCGACGGCGACGGCGGCGGCGGCGGCGGCGGAGGAGGAGCUGGAGCGGGUGUUCAGGAAGUUCGACUCGAACGGCGAUGGGCGCAUCUCGCGGUCGGAGCUCGCGGCGAUCUUCGAGAGCCUGGGGCACCCGGCGACGGAGGAGGAACUGGAGCGGAUGAUGUCGGAGGCGGACGCGGACGGGGACGGGUUCAUCAGCCUCGCCGAGUUCGCGGAGCUCAACGCGAGCGCCGCGGGAGACGCCGCCGCCGUGGAGGAGGACCUGCGCCACGCCUUCUCCGUCUUCGACCUCGACCGCAACGGCUCCAUCUCCGCCGACGAGCUCGCCCGCGUCCUCCGCGGGCUCGGCGAGGCCGCGUCCGUCGCGCAGUGCCGCCGCAUGAUCGACGGGGUCGACCGCGACGGCGACGGCCUCGUCUCCUUCGAGGAGUUCAAGGUCAUGAUGGCCAACGGCUCCUCCUCCGCCGCCGCCGCCAUCGCCGGCCUCGCCAAGAUCGGGUGAUCCCCCUCUCCCGCAAACCCUAACCCUACCUGAAUCAUACACACACAUGAUCUCGAUCGCUACUCUGCGUUUCUUCUUCUCUUUUAUUCACCUUUUUUUUUGUUCCUUCUUCUUCGUCGUGAAAUUGUUGAUUUCGCAUCUGGAGAAUCGGACUUCGAUUAAUGGGAUUUGAGUAAAUUGUAGAUAAUUGGGGUUUUUUUUUUUUAAAAAAAAGAUCGAACAAUUUGCUAACUAUAGUUCUUAAUUCCAAGCAAUAUGAUGCUGCUGUGUACUGUGAUUCUUAAAUUUUCUCUCUCUGUUUUUCCUUUUGUUUUA